Messenger RNA from Eriocheir sinensis (Chinese mitten crab), 777 nucleotides. Its product is annotated as fatty acid-binding protein, liver-like. Lineage: Eukaryota; Metazoa; Arthropoda; Malacostraca; Decapoda; Varunidae. The transcript has 4 exons. Gene Ontology annotation, biological process: fatty acid transport. Bases 102 to 494 code for a protein of 130 amino acids. The record is from RefSeq and is a predicted model, not a curated record. Gene Ontology annotation, molecular function: fatty acid binding. Gene Ontology annotation, cellular component: nucleus; cytosol.
GAGGUAUAUAUGCGGGUGAGAGCGUCAGGCACUUCACUCUGGCUUCAGGAGUUGCCCUCGCUGUUUCUACCAACACCACCACCAACAACACCACCACCAUCAUGUCCAUCACCGGGAAAUACGUUCUGAGCGGCAACGAGAAAUAUGCUGAUUGGCUCAGUGCUGUGGGUAUCCCCGCUGACCUCGCCGCCAAGCUGGAGGCCGCCAAGCCCUCCCUGGAUGUGACCCAGAGUGGCAACGACAUCGUCAUCAAGACCACGGCCGGCGACAAGAACUUCACCAACACCAUCACGCUCGGCAAGGAGUCCCAGGCCACGCUCCCCGGCGGCAUCGAGUACACGGUGAAGUUGACGCUCUCUGGCACCACCCUCAACGGCACCUGGGACUUUGGCGGCAAGACUGGCACCGCUACCGUCGAGUUCACUGCCGACGGGGUCACACAGACCAUGAUCUACAACAACAUCGCCUCCAAGAGGAUCUACUCCCGCCAGUAGUCUGCUACACCCCAAGUCUAUCAAUAUGGUCUCUAGAUUACCUUUUCCUCACUUCACUUGCUAAAUUUGGUUGUCUUUGCUCUUCAGCCUGACUUAGUAACUUUGGUAUUUAAAUUGUUACACCACCUGCACUCAAGUCACUUUUAUCUUUACAUUCUUUAGUCUUGUAACAUCUUCUGAAGUGAGUAAUUUAGCAAAAAGAUAUCCUUGAACACUAUCUGUACUGCUAACAAUAAGGAUGUGAAAUUUUAUUUCUAAUAAUCAUUAAAGUCUUUUUUAUAAG